CACCGACCGCAGCCCCAGCCUGACUCCCGCCUCUCGCCUUCCCGCCGCCGCAGCAUGAGCUUCACCGCCAGCUCCAGCUUCACCAGCUACCGGUCCCUGGGCUCCGCGCGGGCGCCCAGCCUCCGGGCCCGGCCGGCCAGCAGCGCGGCCAGCGUCUAUGCAGGCGCCGGCGGCUCCGGCUCCCGGAUCUCCCGGUCCAGCGUCAGCAGGUACCGGAGCAGCUGGGGGUCCGGAGGCCUGGCCUCGGGCGUGGCCGGGACUCUGGCGGGCAUGGGGAGCAUCCAGAACGAGAAGGAGACCAUGCAGGAGCUGAACGACCGCCUGGCCUCCUACCUGGAGAAGGUGAGGAGCCUGGAGGCGGAAAACCAGAGACUGGAGAGCAAAAUCCGGGAACACCUGGACAAGCAGGGGCCCCAGGACAGAGACUGGAGCCGUUACUUCAACACCAUCGAGGAGCUGAAGGCUCAGAUCUUCAAAAGUUCUGUGAACAACGCCCGCAUCGUUCUGCAGAUUGACAAUGCCCGACUGGCUGCUGAUGACUUCAGAGUCAAGUAUGAGACGGAGCUGGCCAUGCGCCAGUCCGUGGAGAGUGACAUCCAUGGGCUCCGCAAGGUGAUUGAUGACACCAACGUCAUGCGCCUGCAGCUAGAGACGGAGAUCGAGACUCUUAAGGAGGAGCUGCUCUUCAUGAAGAAGAACCACGAGGAGGAAGUAAAGGGUCUACAAAUCCAGAUCGCCAACUCUGGGUUGACUGUGGAGGUAGAUGCCCCCAAAUCUCAGGACCUAGGCAAGAUCAUGGCAGAUAUCCGGGCCCAGUAUGACGAGCUGGCUCAGAAGAACCGAGAGGAGCUGGACAAGUACUGGUCCCAUCAGAUUGAGGAGAGCACCACAGUGGUCACCAUGCAGAGCACUGAGGUAGGAAAGGCUCAGGCGACCCUCACGGAGCUAAGACGCACGGUCCAGUCCUUGGAGAUCGAGCUGGAAUCCAUGAGAAACCAGAAGGCCAACUUGGAGGACAAUCUGAGGGAGGUGCAGGCCCACUACGCCCUUCGGAUGGAGCAACUCAACGGGGAACUGCUGCACCUGGAGUCAGAGCUGACCCAGAUCCGGGCAGAGGUGCAGCGCCAGACCCAGGAGUAUGAGUCACUGCUGAACAUCAAGGUCAAGCUGGAGGCUGAGAUCAACCACUACCGCCGCCUGCUAGAAGACGGGGAAGACUUCAAACUCAGUGAUGCUUUGGACUACAGCAACUCCGUGCAAACCAUCCAUAAGACCUCCCGCAGGAUUGUGGAUGGCAAAGUGGUGUCUGAGAUCAGUGAUACCAAAGUUCUGAAGCACUGAGUCAGCAGAAGUGGGGCACCCUUUGGGGAGCAGGUCAAUAAAAAGUUCUGAGGUCA
Talpa occidentalis (Iberian mole) is the source of this 1397-nucleotide messenger RNA. It is a transcript of the gene KRT18, whose product is annotated as keratin 18. Gene Ontology annotation, biological process: intermediate filament cytoskeleton organization. Gene Ontology annotation, cellular component: keratin filament. Bases 55 to 1341 code for a protein of 428 amino acids. The transcript has 7 exons. The record is from RefSeq and is a predicted model, not a curated record. Lineage: Eukaryota; Metazoa; Chordata; Mammalia; Eulipotyphla; Talpidae. Gene Ontology annotation, molecular function: structural molecule activity.